GGCGAGGAGGAUGGUUAGAAGGGAACGAGAAUAAGUUUGCCUGAUUAAUCAAAUACAGGUUUGCAGAAGUACUAUUUCAUAACAUUCAGAUCACCAUGGCGAUGAUGGAUGAUGUAGAUUUCCUCAUCUCGCACAUUCGGAACUCCUUUAUUACAAGUGAUGACACCGGCAUGUGUGAGCUGAUUAUAGAGAUGGACGAGGCGGAGCGGCCCAACACUCGAGCAGAAUCAUUCAGCACAUACGCUCACUGGAACACUUGUGACUCCCCUCCGAGCCCCGUGGACAGCGGCUUGGACACCUCCGAUGAGCUGUCUCACUCCUAUGACAUUCUGCCCGACAUGGACUAUGGUGCCCACCGACGCCGCUCCAACACGGCUCAGCGCCUGGAGCGCCUGAAGAAGGAGAAGCGGAACCAGUGUAAGGUGAAGACUAUAUCAUGGAAGGAUUCCCAGACAAACUACUCAGCUGAUGACAAGGGGCACCUGUUUGAGAAGAAGGAGGUACCACCACAGGAGCGCACCAGGAAGGGCAGCUUCCUCUCUCAGCAGCUGGACACUCAUGGAAUGAAGGGAGAUAACCCAUUCACAGAAUAUGCCAAGUUUGAUGGAAGGGCGAGUGCAGGUAUUGCAACCAAAAAAAUCGACAUUUUCCUUACUAUGGCACCAGCAGAUAGUAGAGCCUAUCCAAUGCCAGUGGUUGUCGUGGCAACAGCUAAAGUGGAGGAACUAAUUGGUCUGAUUUGCUGGCAGUAUACACACGAGGCCCGCGAACCCAGGAUGAUAGAGGACACUGGUGUCUACUGGCUGCACAUCGCUGAGGACGACGGCGAGGUUGACAUGGACUUCCCCAGCCUCGACAAACGGGAACCCGUGUCAAAGUUUGGAUUCUCAAAGCUGGCAUUAGUGGAGAGGGCACCUGCUCACCCAACACCAAAGAAGUCUCUUGUAGUCACAAUAAAUGUUCCGAGCCGAGGAUUCAACAAGUUCCAAGUCGAAAACAUGCAUGUUCCUAUGAAAGACAUCCUCAACAAAGUUCUCAAACGACGCAAAAUCAAAGUAAAGCCAGGUUUGAGUUACUACCUGGAGAAGCAGAGCGAGCCUGGGUCUGUGAUUGAUCUCGAGUCCACCCUGGCCGCAACAGACACUAUGGAGUUUUGUCUCGUCAGGGAAAACAGUCAGCGAGGGGACUUAGAAGAGCUGUAUCCUGUGGAUUCCUCGGACGUGGCAGAGUCUCUGACCAGCCACCAGUACAAGUCCUACAUCGUCAACAUGGUGCAUAAGCUGAGGACCAACACAGAGGUUCAGCUAGGUGUUAGUGGUGAGAAGGUGGAAAUAGACCCAGUCACCAACAAGGGCACAGGGAGGCUGUUCAAGCAGAAGGCUGUUACUUAUGAUGCUGACACUAUUGCCGACUGUGAUAUUGUGGAAAAUAGGUCUAAUGGCAAGUGCGUGUUUCGGAUGAUGUACCAGACCAAUCAUGACUACAAGCAUCAUGACUUCGAGGUGGAAGAGGAGGUGGCCAGUGAAAUUGUUCAGAAAAUAAACAACAUUCUCGAGCUGAGGCUUAGUCAAACACGUAAAGACUUUGUGGCAAUCAGAGACAGGAAGAGGAAGCGAGACUCACUCAGAUACAGUUGAUACUGGGAGCUGGACGAUAGACAGGCAACAUGCUGACUCAUCAUCUCAUGGAGGACCAAUUGUAACCUUUGAGAUAAUGAUUUUCUUAUUAGACCUCGGAUAUGUAUCUAACAUACUGCUAGUCAUUUUACAGGCGUUACAAGGUCACAGUUAGAAACAUCCACUGAUUUAUUCUGUUGCUGAAGGGAUAUUUUUGGAAGCACUUCGCAUGUAACCACACAACUCUGGAUGACAUGAUCUUCUAGUAUAUUUGACAUAUAACAUUUCGUAAAAUAGUUAGUUCUCAUUUUGCACACUUUUAUACAGUAAAUGGGAACUGUUAAAAAAUCUACAAAAGUGUUGAUAAAUGCUGAUUCUGAACUGUCAAAACAGAAUUAAAAUAGUGAGUGGUUCUAAGGUUCUAAAUGAAAAUAUAAGGUAUCAUUUCCAUCGUGUGGUUGCCUCAGACCUCAAGACAUGGUAUGUUUAUCUUUAUUCUCAGGGCAGAGGGGUAGCCUAGUGGUCUAAGCAUUCCCUUUCAUGCUGAAGACCCUGGUUCGAUUCCCAACAUGGGUACAAUGUGUGAAGCCCAUUUCUGGUGUCCCCCGCCAUGAUAUUGGUGGAAUAUUGCUAAAAGCGGCAUAAAACCAUACUCACUCACUCAUUCUCAAAUUUCCUUGAUGUCCAGGGUUCACAUUUCAGUAAAUCUACAGUAAACAAUCUCAAAGUAAGCACCCUUGAUUGUCAUUAACAUUUUCGCGACCAGUCAGACUUCAAAAUAAGGAAAAUGGGAAAUGACUCACUUUUAAUAGACACAAAGACAUCCUUUCUGUUAAAAAAGAAAGACUUUUUCAUGCUGGUCUGUUUUUCAAAUUGAAUUUCUGGCCAACAAUAUUGUAAACAUGUUGAUGUCACUGACCUGUGUUCUAACACAGUCUAAGUAAACUUAGGCUCAGUAUUAUUCGUUACACUGCUAUACUAACAAAACCUUGGAAGGUAGACGGUCGCGUCAGGUAACCUUUGAGCGACCUAUGACCGUCCAAUCAAACGCGAGACGUCCGAACGUCUUUAACCAGUCAGACAUCAGCUACUAUUUAGGGUUCGUCGGGACUUACAAAAUGUAUUUUCUCUUCCCCGGUCGCCAGCACUGAUCUCGCAACAAAUGAAAACCCGCAUAAAACAUAGAUAUAAGACCUGCAGAAUGUACGCUUUUGGGUUUCUGUUGACGUGGUUAUCAUUAGCUAAUAUUUCCGCAAGCUGACAUCCUUGAAUACUGACAAAAGCUAUUUUCAGCAAGUGUUUACUCACUGUUGCGUGCUUCAUGUGCAUCACUCGGAAGCGAUCGUACGUAAAAUACGAGUGUAGCAUUCGGAAUCGUUCGGGUAGAAAACUUUUUUCGAGGUAAAAGUUCAA
Haliotis rubra (blacklip abalone) is the source of this 3029-nucleotide messenger RNA. RefSeq names its product target of rapamycin complex 2 subunit MAPKAP1-like. Lineage: Eukaryota; Metazoa; Mollusca; Gastropoda; Lepetellida; Haliotidae. Gene Ontology annotation, molecular function: phosphatidylinositol-4,5-bisphosphate binding. Gene Ontology annotation, biological process: TORC2 signaling. The record is from RefSeq and is a predicted model, not a curated record. The transcript is spliced from 12 exons. The coding region runs from base 96 to 1637 and encodes 513 amino acids. Gene Ontology annotation, cellular component: TORC2 complex; plasma membrane; cytoplasm.